Messenger RNA from Sorex araneus (European shrew), 3669 nucleotides. RefSeq names its product TBC1 domain family member 14 (gene TBC1D14). NCBI's taxonomy places the organism in Eukaryota, Metazoa, Chordata, Mammalia, Eulipotyphla, Soricidae. The record is from RefSeq and is a predicted model, not a curated record. The coding region runs from base 216 to 2303 and encodes 695 amino acids. The transcript is spliced from 15 exons.
GGUCGCUGCGCCCGGCUCUCGGCCGCACGAGUCGCGGGUCCCCGGGCCUGGGCUGCGGGCUCGCGGGCCCCGAGGAUGGCGUCCGGGCCGCGCUGACUCCGGGGAGUGGGCGCUGUGCUGUUUAGAGGGGGUCCGGUGAUGGCGCCCAGAUGGGCCCUUGGGAGCGAACGGCACUGCCCUGCCUGGAGCGAGCCUGAGUUUCUCCUGGGAACAAGAUGAGUGAUGGAGCCCUGGGCCCCUCCACACAUGGCGCAGCCGUGAUGGGCGUGGUAGAUGGCCGCCCGGGACGGCCCACACAGAGCCUGCACCCAGCGACGUUCAAGGCGCCCGAGCAGGGCCCCGGGCGGGCAGCUGGUGGCCUGGAGGACCGGCACAGCCUUUGCUCGGCGGACUCAGGCAUCCCCACGCUCGAGAUCAGCGACCCGGAGCCUGUGCCCUGCGGCCUGGGCCUUGUCCGGAGGGCGGAGGCAGAGGCGCCGGCACCCACGCGCAGCUGCCAGAGCGCGUGCCCGCUGCCGCCCUGUGUGCCCACAGUGCCCGGCAGUGCCCCUGAGCCGGCCGUGCGCAAGGCCUCCACGUUCCCCAGGACGGGCUACGACUCGGGCCGGCCCUACAGCCCCGGCGCCCGCACCGCCCGCAGCAGUGACCAUGGCUCGCUGUGCAGCUCGUCCAGCCUGGGCACCGAGCUGUCGGCCAGCAACGAGGACAUUCUGGACCUCAUGGUCACCAGCAGCUCCAGCGCCAUUGUCACCCUGGAGAAUGACGAUGAGGAUCCGCGGUUCACCGACGUCACCCUGAGCUCGCUCAGGACCAGGCCCGGGGCACUGCGGACACCCGUGCAGGGGGACCGGCUGAACGGAGUGGGCGGAGCGGACGGAGCGGACGGAGCGGACGAGGGGAGCAAGCGCGGCCUCCUGGGCUCCGUCGGCAGCUUCUUGUCCAGGAAUUUGCUUGCUAGAAAACAAAAUGCAAGACUUGGCAAACAGAGUGACUUGGGAUGGAAGUUAUUCGGAAAAGCGUCACCGCGAGAGAAUGCUCAGAAAGAGUCCAGGAAAACGCAGAAGGAAUGUGAAGACAAGGCUGGCCACCGCAGCAGGCCCCCGUCCCCCCGGCAGAGUGUGCGCAGGACCCUGGACUUCGAGCCGCUGUCCACCACGGCGCUCAUUCUAGAGCACAGGCCAGCGAACCUCCCGGCGAAGCCCGCAGAGGAGGCGGAGAAGCACCAGCAGCAGUAUGAGGAGAUGGUGGUCCAGGCCAAGAAGCGAGAGCUGCGCGAGGCCCAGCGGCGGCGGAAGCAGCUGCAGGAGCGGUGCCGGCUGGAGGAGAACAUCGGCAACGCCGUGCUCACAUGGAACAACGAGAUCCUGCCCCACUGGGAGACCAUGUGGUGCUCUCGGAAGGUGCGAGACCUCUGGUGGCAGGGAAUCCCCCCCAGCGUGCGGGGCAGGGUCUGGAGCCUGGCCAUCGGCAACGAGCUGAACAUCACCCACGAGCUCUUCCACAUCUGCCUGGCCCGAGCCAAGGAGAGGUGGCGCUCCCUCAGCGCGGGCGGCCCCGAGGCGGAGAGCGAAGAUGCCGGGUUUUCAGCCGCAGACAGAGAGGCCAGUCUCGAACUCAUUAAACUGGACAUUUCCAGGACAUUCCCUAGUCUCUGCAUUUUCCAGCAAGGUGGCCCCUACCAUGACCCCCUGCACAGCGUCCUGGGCGCCUACACCUGCUACCGGCCCGAUGUUGGCUACGUGCAGGGCAUGUCCUUCAUCGCGGCCGUGCUGAUCCUCAACCUGGACACUGCAGACGCCUUCAUCGCCUUCUCGAACCUCCUCAACAAGCCCUGCCAGAUGGCCUUCUUCCGAGUGGACCACAGCCUGAUGCUGACUUACUUUGCUGCUUUUGAGGUAUUCUUUGAAGAGAAUUUGCCGAAGCUGUUUGCUCACUUCAAGAAAAACAACCUAACUCCGGACAUCUACCUGAUCGACUGGAUCUUCACCCUGUACAGCAAGUCCCUGCCCCUGGACCUGGCCUGCCGCGUGUGGGACGUGUUCUGCCGCGAUGGGGAGGAGUUCCUGUUCCGCACGGCGCUGGGCAUCCUGCGGCUCUUUGAGGACGUCCUGGCCAGCAUGGACUUCAUCCACAUGGCGCAGUUCCUCACCCGACUGCCUGACGACCUCCCGGCCGAGGAGGUCUUCACGGCCAUCGCCACCGUGCAGAUGCAGAGUCGGAACAAGAAGUGGGCGCAGGUGCUGAGUGCCCUGCAGAAGGACAGCCGGGAGCUAGAGCGGGGCAGCCCAUGUCUCCGGCACUGACCACCGGGCCUGUGCCAGGCGCCUCCUGGCUGCUUCCAGAAACACUGCCGCCAGCGCCCUCGCCCUGUAGCCGGCCUUGACCCGGGGACUCGGCGCUUGGACGGGGAGGAAGGACGCCGGCAGUGCUGAGCCGAAAGAGCAAUGUGGACGGACCCAGUGGCCCUGAAGCCGGGUGGUGGCCAACUUCUCCCCCCUCGCAGCAAAAGCCCAUUAAAUUGUGAUGCUUUUAUGUCAACGACCAGAGAGGACCGUCCCCUUUCUUGGCCGAGGCGCAGGAGGACAGGUUGGGAGAGGCAGAGCCGCCAGCCACACGCCUGGCCACCACGUCAGAAGCGGCCUGUUGCUCCCACCUCACGAGAGGGGCCCCAGGGCCGGGCCACCCGACCCGGCUGCCACUUACUCUGACCUUGAGACGCCGAAGGCAGCUGGACCGACCCCCAAGCCAGCCUGCAGCGAGGGUCUCUGUGCGGCCAUCGGGGGCUGCUCCCAUAGGGACACAGGGCCAGCCUCGGGCCACAGAAGGGCCCGGCCCUGCCCGUGCCUGUCUGCCUGAUCCCUUGAGCGCCAGGGUAACCCCUAAGUGCCGUGACCCUUUCUCAGGCAUUCCCCGGCCAGGCCACCUGGCGUACCCCGUUGGCACCAGCAGCCCCCACUCCCCGCACAGCUCCCCUCUCCGCGGAAGCGUGGCCAGGGUGACGAGUGAAGCGCUUGGGUGGGUGUAGAAAGUCUCGGAAAGUGCUGUGGCACUGAGUGGCCGAAGGCAUGUGAGGCCCCGGAAACCCGCCACUCGGCCGCAGCAUUCCUGCACCCUUUCCUCAGUCACCACGACAGUAGCAGCCCAGAGCACCCUCCUCUCGUGUCAUGGGCAGCUGGGAGCCAGAUGGAGCCAGAGCCAUGGUGGCACCGCCAGAGGUUCUGUGCUGGCAGCAGUGGCAGGGCCCCCCGGCUCCUGUCGGGCGCUGCUUCCCUCCUGCCGGACAGGCCUCCCCGGGCACAGCCUGCAGGACCACGACGCUUGCCAACAGCAGCCCCAACACGCUGUCCCCUUGUGGCCCAGCAGGCAGCCUUAGGUCUUCCAGCCUCCUGCCCUGCUGCGCCCCUGCCUGGCUGCCUUCCCGAGAGGCCUUUCAGUGUCGGGGACCGAGAGAGGGACACACGGGCUGGCAGACAGACUCCCUUGUUGGCGUGCUCCUACCACAGCGCUGCAGGCUCCUCAGACUUGCUCCUGUGGAAACUGGUGACACUCACUGCGUCUGCCCCGUGCUGACGGCUUGUACAAUUGCCUUUUUAUUUAGUAAAGUAUCAAAUGAAGACUUUUUUGAAUUGUAAAUUACAGUUUUAUUAAAGAAAAAGUAUGUAAAAUUUA